Mesorhabditis spiculigera is the source of this 471-nucleotide messenger RNA. The record is from the annotation of a GenBank genome assembly. Lineage: Eukaryota; Metazoa; Nematoda; Chromadorea; Rhabditida; Rhabditidae.
AUGUCGGCCCGUCUCAUUACCACGGUAUUGCUGUGCACAGUAUCCGUCUUCGGCCUGGAGACGAUCAAGUUCCGUCCGUGCAAAUCCACCUUCACGGUUGAUCGAGUGGCUGUCAAAGGAGCGCAAGUGACGGAAGAAGACGGAAAGCAGGUGCUCAUCUUCAAGCCGGACACCAAACCGCUGAUGCACAUCGAAUUCACGCCGACCAUCGACACCUCGGCCAAGUACCUGACAUCAGUCAAUGCCAAGGGUAAAGACGGACUAUUGAAGUGGACCCUUCCCCAGCCCGAGUCUUGCGAGUUCAUGGAAUGCCCGUUGGAGAAGGGCAAGCAGGUCACCUACGAGCAGGAGUUCCAUCUGAAGGCACAGUACCCGAAGGGUCACAACAUGCAAGUCAAUUGGGCCCUCGAGCGUGAAGGCCAAAACGAGAAGGACGUCUGCAUCAUCUUCCUCGCCAAGAUUCUUGAGGCC